Chlamydomonas reinhardtii is the source of this 3510-nucleotide messenger RNA. RefSeq lists its product as uncharacterized. The transcript has 19 exons. The record is from RefSeq and is a predicted model, not a curated record. The coding region runs from base 143 to 3049 and encodes 968 amino acids. Gene Ontology annotation, biological process: cell wall pectin biosynthetic process. Gene Ontology annotation, cellular component: Golgi apparatus. NCBI's taxonomy places the organism in Eukaryota, Viridiplantae, Chlorophyta, Chlorophyceae, Chlamydomonadales, Chlamydomonadaceae. Gene Ontology annotation, molecular function: arabinosyltransferase activity.
CGAAUGUUCAUUAUAAAUGUUUUAGCAGCUCCACUUUUCGCACAUGACAAACUGUCAGAAGGGAGCAAGUAAGUAGUAUGGCGCGGUCGACGACAGACUGAACCUGGUUCUUGUUUCAUUAGCUCACAAGUGAAAUUCAGCUAUGGAUCGUGCGCACGCGCGUAAGGGCGUUGGCGUCAGGCGGAAUGAAUUUGACGAGGAAGCUGGAAGCGGGGGCUCGAGGAUUCCGCCUGCGACUAGGAGGUUCCGGCUUAGCGCAGUAGCAAUAGCGUCGUUUGGCGCUAUCGUGGUGCUGGUGGGCUUCGUCCUGUUCAGCCAGGUCAUUCACACGGAGUUCGUGCACGGCAAAAAGGUCAAGGCAGAGGCAGCCGAGCUUGCCACAGGCGCGCAGGCGGGUCAGACGACAGCAGGCGCAGGCGCAGGGGCAGGGAUAGGUGCAGGAACAGGCACAGGAGCAGGUUCAGGCGCAGGGGCAGGUGCAGGCACAACUGCCGCGUCGACGUCAGGCGCCACCGUAGCAGCCGGCGAAGCCGCCGCCGCCGCCGCCGGGAAUGCCGCAGCAGGCAAUGCCGGCGCCGCCACGGCACAGCAGCCAAAAGGGGUAGCUGUGGUGGAUGCGGCGGUGGAGGUGUUUGGUGACAAGUACACAGAUGAGUACGGCGAUGAGGAAGUCAUAGACUCGGAGGCGGCUGCAGCUGCAGACGAGAAGGAGCGGCUAGCGGCGGAUGCGGCAGUGGAGGCCGGGGACCGGUAUGAUGAGGACGCAGAGACAGCCGCAGCCGAGUCCGCAGCUAUCGCUGUGGGGUUAGCUCACGCCACUGGAGCGACAGCCGCUGGCGCUGGUGUGGGCGCUGGUGCCGGUGCAGCAGCAGGCGCGACGGCGGCCGGUUCAGCAGCAGCAGGUGCUGGGACAACAGCGGCCGCCGCUGGGGCAGCGGCAGCAGGGGCUGUAGCAGGGGCUGUAGCAGGGGAGGCCGCAGGGGAGGCCGCAGCCACGCAGGCCCACCAGAAGGAGCUUGUGCGGCUGGUGCUGCCAGGCGGCGCCGGCGCCGGCGCAGAGGCGGAGGCGGAGGCGGAGGCGGAGGCGGGCUCGGCGGUGGACGACGGCCCGGACUAUUACGACGAUGGGCGGGGGCAGCUGUGGACGGGCGGCGAGGCGGAGGAGGGCGGCGAGGCGGCGGCGGCGGCCGGCAGUGACGCGGCGUCGGCCAUUGGCGCGGACGGGCAGCAGGUGCAUCCAGUAAGCGGCACCACGGCCGCCGCCGCCACCACAACAGCCGGCGCCGCGGCUACCACGGCAGCCAGCGCCGCGGCCACCACCACAGCCGGUGCCGCGGCCACCACCACAGCCGGCGCCGCGGACGACGGCACCGGCUGCGGCCCGCUGAGCCGGGAGCUGCUGGAGCGCUGGGCCGUGAACAACACGGUGCUGGUGGGCUUCACCAACUCCAUCAUGUGGAACAACUUCGGUGCCACCUGGCUGCAUCACGUGCGGAAGGCCAACAUCACAUACUGGGUGUUGGCCGUGGCGGACGACGCCACCGCCGCGCUGGUGCGCUCUCAGGGCGUCGACCACUGCUUUGUGGUGCACGAGAACGAGAUCGACGACACCAACGCAACGUUCAAAUGGGGCAGCAACAGCUGGAAGCUGCACACGUGGCAGAAGGUGCUUGUGGUCCGGCACGUUCACCAGCUGGGCUUCAACGUGAUCAACUCGGACCUGGACGUGGUGUGGCGCCGCGACCCGCUGCACCACUUCCUGGUCAAGUACCCCGAGCCCGACUAUUGGGUAUCUAUGGACCCCAUCACCACCCGCAAUCCCAUCGGCGACGACGGCCCCGAGGCAGGCGUCACGGUGCACCACUACAUGAACACGGGUGUGUACUUCCUGCGCCAGACGCCCGGCGGCACCGCGCUGAUCGACAAGUGGUAUGAGAUCCGCAAGGACAUGCAGACGGCCGGCUUCCAUGACCAGGACGGGCUGUACAAGUACCUCAGCAAGAACCCCGAGAGCAUCGACCCCGUCAAGCGCAUCAGUACCGUGCUGGAUGGCAAGACGAAACUGGCGCAGCUGCCGGCGUCGCUGUUCCAAAACGGCUACAGCCACACCAUCAACCAGGUCCACAAGGUGCACGGCUUCACGCCGUUCGAGAUCCAUUUUGUGUGGGUGUGGGGCGGCAACGUGGGCAAGAAGACGCGCAUGCGCGAGCAGCAGUACUUCAUUGACCCGCCGCCCUACUACCGGAACGGUGUGUUCCUGUCCUUCGACGUGCAGCCCAUCGCGGACCCGGCUGGCUUCAACGAGUGGAAUGACACAGAGGCCAUGGUGCAGGUGCACUUGAACGCCAUGGACAGCCAGAUGCGCGACAUGUGGCACGGCCUGGCGCUGGCAGCGCUCCUGAACAGGACCCUCAUCCUGCCCAAGAUGAAAUGUUUCUGCAUCCAGAACUGGUUUGAGAACCCGUUGUGCCGCCUGCCCGGCGAGCCGCUGACCAAGUUCCCGCUGUCGCCGGCGUGUCCCGCCGACUUCAUGUUUGAGAUGGAGAAGCUGGAUGCGUUUGCGACGCCCGUCCAGGCCGGCGGGGCGCCGGUGCACGUGCCCUUCCGCGAGUUCAGUUUCCUGGACAACGAGCGCACGCCGGCGGAGGUCAAGGAGGGCCCACUGGUGGUCACCGCCAAGGCCGGCCUGACCGCGGCGGCGCACGAGCCCGGGGCGGCUAACGCGCUGCUCAUCCCCGCGGGCCUCAAGUCGGACUCACUGCUGACGGCGCUGCAGCCGUACGUGCAGGGAGCGACCCCGCCCAAGCGCGUGCACUUCACCAACCCCCGGGAGGCCUUCGGGGGCUGGAGCGACGCGGGCGUGGCGGCCGCUUAUGACACGGCAGCGGGCGCGCUGGGCGUGCGGUGGUGCUGCCGACCAGACAAGGUGGCUAAGGAGCACGGCGUGGAGGUGCACCACCAGCUGCGGCUGCGGGCAGCCAACAACACAGCCGUGGCGGCAGCAGGAGGCGUGGCGGGGGCGGCGGCGAGCGCGCGGCUGCUGCUGUAGAUGUGGGGAUAGUGGGGAAGGCACUGGUCACAGGCGCGGGGGGGGGGGGGGGAGGUGUAUCGCAUUGAGUGGGGACUGGGGAGGGAUGGUGGGCUAUAGACAGAGGCAGCACGGAGCGCAGGUGACGAGUGCAGACUUGUUACAUGCUGAGCGUUAGCGGCAUGUAAGCGGAAUGAACGGAUGCAGGCGGCACACGCUGGAGGAAGGGGUUGGGACACCAGUUGAGCUACACGGCAUACACGGCACAUGACUCAAAUUAUCAAUGUCGCGCAGCCUUGGGCUGUCAAUGAACGUAGUUAAUGUAUAUUAUAACAUUGUACCAUCUUCAAGCACUGCUUUGUGGUCUGGAACUUUGCUUCACGCGCUUCUAUUGCUCGGAACUUCCUCUUGAAGUGAAUGAAGCCCCGCGAGUGGCAGUUGUUGGUUUCAGCAUGUCAGAUUAGAUAAGCAACUAUAUGGCA